Molecule: messenger RNA, 2572 nt
Organism: Eublepharis macularius
Lineage: Eukaryota; Metazoa; Chordata; Lepidosauria; Squamata; Eublepharidae
Gene: VMP1
Product: vacuole membrane protein 1
Exons: 13
Coding region: 256-1473 (405 amino acids)
Biological process (GO): autophagy; Golgi organization
Cellular component (GO): endomembrane system; endoplasmic reticulum; membrane
Source: RefSeq, a predicted model, not a curated record
CCCAGGCGGCGAGAGCGGCAGGCGGGGAAGGAGGCAGCGGCGCCCCAGAAGCCGGACGGAGACGCCGCGCACAGCAGCCGCGGCCGCCGGAGGGAGGCGGAGGACGGCGGGAAGGAGGCGCAAGUCACUCCUUUGGUCGGGGCUGGUUAGUGGCACCUGUGCCAGACAACCAAGUGGGCAGCCUUUGGAUCCUGAGUUCAAGUAUUGCUCCAGGCUCAGAGUCUUACAGGUCCCCCAAGGUGACUGAUCUAUGAAAUGGCAGAAAAUGGAACAGAUUGUGACCAGAGGCGCGUAAGAAUGAGCAAAGAACAGCACAAUGGGAACUUUACAGAGCCCUUUUCAUCAAAUGAACAGAAGCAAAAAGAACGAGAAGAACGGCAGAGUAUUGUACUCUGGAGGAAGCCUCUCAUUACCGUGCAGUAUUUUUUCCUGGAAAUGCUAAUAAACUUGAAAGAAUGGACCAUAAAGUUGUGGCACCGUCGAAGUAUCGUGGCGUCUCUUUUGUUGCUACUUGUGGUUCUUAUGUCUGCGUAUUAUAUUGAAGGAGCACAUCAACAGUAUGUGCAGUAUACGGAGAAAAAGCUCUUAUGGUGUGCCUACUGGGUAGGCUUAGGCAUUCUGUCCUCGGUUGGACUUGGAACAGGUCUUCAUACCUUUCUGCUCUAUUUGGGUCCACACAUUGCUUCAGUGACUCUUGCUGCAUAUGAAUGUAACUCUGUGGACUUCCCUGAGCCACCCUACCCUGACCAAAUAAUCUGCCCUGAUGUGGAGGGCGUUGAAGGAUCAAUUUCGUUAUGGACCAUCAUCUCCAAAGUCAGGCUGGAGGCCUGCAUGUGGGGUGCUGGUACGGCUAUUGGGGAGCUGCCCCCAUACUUCAUGGCCAGAGCAGCCCGCCUCUCUGGAGCAGAGCCUGACGACGAGGAGUACCAGGAAUUUGAGGAAAUGCUAGAACAUGCGGAGGCUGCACAAGACUUCGCCUCCCGUGCAAAGCUGGCCGUCCAGAACCUCGUGCAGAAAGUUGGGUUUUUUGGUAUCCUGGCAUGCGCUUCAAUUCCAAACCCUCUCUUUGAUCUGGCGGGGAUAACAUGCGGACACUUUCUGGUACCCUUCUGGACUUUCUUCGGUGCCACCCUGAUCGGAAAAGCAAUAAUCAAGAUGCACAUCCAGAAACUUUUUGUGAUUAUAACGUUCAGCAAACAUAUAGUGGAGCAGAUGGUGUCUCUAAUUGGCGCCAUCCCAAGCAUAGGUCCUUCUCUUCAGAAGCCCUUCCGAGAAUAUUUGGAAGCCCAGAGAAUGAAGCUCCACCACAAGGCGGAUGGAGCGCCUCAGGGCGAAAACUGGCUCUCAUGGAUGUUUGAAAAAUUGGUCAUUGUGAUGGUGUGCUAUUUCAUCUUGUCGAUCAUUAACUCCAUGGCUCAGAGUUACGCCAAGCGACUCCAGCAGCAGAUGAACUCUGAGGAGAAAACCAAAUGAGCUGUGGAUGCGAAGGGAUGGGGGGGGGGAGGGUGAGCCCCAAAAUUAAAUUGGACGACCAGCUUCGUACUAAAAAAAAAAACUGGCAUUGAGAAAAGGGGGGGGCACUUCUGAGCCGUUCUGGCUGCUCUUAUGGAUGAUUUUUUUUUAAAAAAAAGAAAACGUAAUUCUGCCGUUAUUAAACCAUUCUCCUUGACCAAUGUUUGCCUGUUUAAGGUAAAGUACACGGCUUUUGUUUGAAUUUUGUCCGGGUUAAAACAUUAACGGGGGGAUGUUUAAGCUCUUCUUUUAAUCUAGUUGCUCUUCACGCCAAGUACUUCCAAAGUCAAUGAUUUUGAGUAGUGUGGGGCUUUCCCUUAAUAAAUGCCAUGCCACAAAGGUUAACAUUGAAGGUCAGCAUUUCCAUCCUUCCUCCUUGGUGUCCAGAUCCAUCGAGGUCUUACAUUAAAAUAGUCUUAGAUUGGCUUGAUUGUCUCACCGAUGUGCAUGUCCCUCCAUGGGAACAGUUUCAAAUCUGAUCUCGGUUCCCAGCAUUCUCCGUCUCAUUUGUGUUCGGGGGGGGGGAGGGGAGGGGAGGGGGGCGGGCAGCAGGCAAUGUGGAAACGGAACAUUUUUAAACUUCAUAAUGGUUGUGAGCAGAGAGGCAGGUGAUGUCAAACUGCUGUCUUUUUUAAAAUACUGUAUAUUUAGAAUGAAGUUAAGAUGAUAAAAUUUAUAAAACUACCUUGGAUCAUUCCAGACCUUUUUGUCUUGGUCUUUUAAAGCUCCCCUCUCCCUCCUCCUCCGUCUUCUAUCACUUCUCGUGUUCUGAUCUUGCCUGUGGUCUCUUUGCAAAGUUUAGCCCCACUGUUAAGGCUUUCUAUGAUCCUUCUCAGGAAUUCUUGAAUUUUUCCCAGGAAUGUCUUGCUUGGCCGAAGGAGGCAGAAAGCAUGGAUCUCGAAAUGGCUCAGUUCAUUUUAUUUCUUUAACUGACAGUUAGUAGUGUGUGUAUGUGUGUGUGUUUUUUAAUUGUUUUAAUUCUUAUAAUGCUUGCAUAGCAUUGUUAGGGAAUGCACAAGAAGAUGUUUUUCUCUGGUGCCGGAAAGGUGACAGGAAUAAA